Colletotrichum siamense is the source of this 876-nucleotide messenger RNA. Its product is annotated as Allergen Asp f 7-like protein. Bases 1 to 876 code for a protein of 291 amino acids. NCBI's taxonomy places the organism in Eukaryota, Fungi, Ascomycota, Sordariomycetes, Glomerellales, Glomerellaceae. The transcript has a single exon. The record is from RefSeq and is a predicted model, not a curated record.
AUGAAGACCUCUGCCAUCUUCUGCGCCGCCCUGGCCGCCGCCGCCGUUGCCCAGCCCCACCAGCACGGAAACAAGAAGCGCCAUGUCCACGGCAAGCACCAGAAGCGCGCUCUCGUCACUGAGUGGGUUACCGAGACCGCCUACGUGACCGAGUGGGUUGAUGCCACCGAGACCGCCUGGGUCCCCUCCUCCGAGGCGUCUGCCACUCCCUCCGCCGUUCCCACCACCUCCGUGCCCGGCCAGUUCUUCGAGCCCGGCAACUCGCCCUCUUACACCACGCUGUCCACCUCGACCAAGGCCGCUGCACCCGUUGUUCAGGAAUCCAUCCAGCAGGCUCCCGUUGUCUCGUCCAGCAGCUCCACCCCUGCUCCCGCUCCCCAGACCCCGACUCCUCAACCCGCUCCUCAGCCGACCACCACUUCUGUCUACAUCGCUCCCGUCAUCGUUCCUACCACCCCUGCCUACGUUGCUCCUGUUGUCGCCACCACCAGCACUCCUCAGGUCCAGGCCCAAGCCACCAGCGGCAGCAGCAGCGGCGGCGGCAGCAGCAGCAGUGGUGGCUCUUCUUACAGCGGUAAGCUGACCUACUACGCCAUCGGCCUGGGUGCUUGCGGUGAGGACGACAGCGGCAAGGACAAGACCGAGAACAUUGUUGCUCUCUCCGUUCUCAUGAUGGGCUCGGUUUCCAACGGCAACUCCUACUGCGGCAAGAAGAUCCAGAUCUCCGCCAACGGCAAGACCACCACCGCCACCGUUCGCGACAAGUGCAUGGGCUGCUCUCACGAUGCCAUCGAUGUCAGCGAGAAGGCCUUCCUCGAGAUCUUCGACAGCCUCGAUGUCGGUGCCGGUACCGUCGACUGGAAGUUCAUCAACUAA